Messenger RNA from Laccaria bicolor S238N-H82, 993 nucleotides. RefSeq lists its product as uncharacterized. The record is from RefSeq and is a predicted model, not a curated record. The coding region runs from base 1 to 993 and encodes 330 amino acids. The transcript is spliced from 6 exons. NCBI's taxonomy places the organism in Eukaryota, Fungi, Basidiomycota, Agaricomycetes, Agaricales, Hydnangiaceae.
AUGAACGUGCUACGGUCGUUUCUGGUCUUUCUCCUCUGGCUACAGUCAGCUAUCGCGCUGAAAGGUGACUCGAAGUGUAGUCGGGCUAUCUGCGUGAAUGCCACCGUCAGCAAUGAUAUUGUCACUUAUGAAAUGACCUUGAUACGCGACCCUCCUAUUUUGGGUUGGAUGGCCAUGUCAUCGUCUAAGGUUGGGUCGAGUGGUUUCGGGAAGAGCAUGGCACACACGCAUAUGGUCAUCAUGUGGAAAAGCGACGACGACACAACUAUACUGUCGCAACGUUAUGCAGCUGGAUAUCGUGAGCCGGCCCCAGUUGAAGUCCCUCUGGAGGGCGUUGCGAGCAUUGUCAACCCAAAGAUAACAUCCUGGCACCCCACCAAUUCUUCUACCCUCGCUUUCCAAAUUCCACUCAACAAGAUGACCGGUGCCGGGGUAGAACGUCUUAUUUGGGCGUAUUCUCCGACACGUCCAAAGUCGUCCGACCCUUCCUCGCAUAUAGAAUUUCACCGCGCCAAUGGUCACUUUACCCUCGAUCUUAGCAAGGAGCUACCCUCCGACGAGGUUUCUUCUCCCACUCAAGCGAAACCGAUUCCUUCUCCAACCCAGGAUUCUUCCCCGAGUCCAACUCAAGGGAACGACAAGCCUCGUCCAUCCUCAGGUGAACACGACACAAUAAUAAUAUUGCCCUUUGGCCCAUACACAAAACGAGAGAAAGAGCUGAUCGUCCACGCCUUCUUCAUGUCGUUCGGAUUUUUGGUUCUGUUGCCUGCGGGGUCAUUGAUCGGUCGAUGGGGACGGACAUUCACGCCCGUAUGGUUCAAAGCUCACCAGUUCUCUAACCUGUUCCUAGCGCUUCCUGUGAUCACCCUUGGUUGUGUAUUGGGCCUUAUGGCGGUGAUACAACACGAAUCAGACCACUUCUCUAAUGCGCACGAGAUCUGCGGCGUUGUGCUCGUCGGCCUUUACUACGCCCAAAUUUUCUUAGGGAGGUAA